CUGCUGCCAUUGCCACUCACACUCCUCGCGCGCCGCUCGGAGCCGGAGGGAGCGCAGGGAGCGAGCUAGCGAGCGCUCGGAGCCCAGGCCAGCAGAGGGGGCGCCCGGCCGCCGUCUGCACCGCCGCCUCCGCCGCGCUCCGGGGCCCGGGGAGGAGCGAGGGAGAGUCGGGAGCCCAGCCGGCGAGACCUAACUGCGGGAGGGCGCCCGCCCCACUCCGCCGCCUCCUGCGCGCGAGCCGGGGAGCCCCAGCCGAUCGCCCCGCGGGCCGGAGGGCAGGGAGCACAGGUCCCCGCAGCCCCAGGGAUGGUCUAGGAGCCGGCGCGAGGCUCGCCGUCUGCUCCCAGCCGGGGCUCGCCGCCUGCUGCGGAUCGGCCAGGGGCUGCCGGGGUCUGCGCGCCGCGCCGGCCCAGGCCGGAGAAGUUAGUUGUGCGCGCCGCUCCAGCGCGGAGUCCGCGAGCGAGCGAGGGAGGCGGAGAGGCGCCGCGGCCAUGGGCUGGGGGAGCCGCUGGGGCUGCCCGGGACGCCUGGACCUGCUGUGCGUGCUGGCGCUGCUCGGGGGCUGCCUGCUGCCCGUUUGCCGGACGCGAGUCUACACCAACCACUGGGCAGUCAAAAUCGCCGGCGGCUUCGCGGAGGCCAACCGCAUCGCCAGCAAGUACGGAUUCAUCAACAUAGGACAGAUCGGGGCCCUGAAGGACUACUACCACUUCUACCAUAGCAGGACGAUUAAAAGGUCAGUUCUCUCGAGCAGAGGAACCCACAGUUUCAUUUCAAUGGAACCAAAGGUGGAGUGGAUCCAACAGCAAGUGGUAAAAAAACGGACAAAGAGGGAUUAUGACUUCAGCCGUGCCCAGCCGACUUACUUCAACGAUCCCAAGUGGCCGAGCAUGUGGUAUAUGCACUGCAGUGACAACACACAUCCCUGCCAAUCAGACAUGAACAUCGAAGGAGCCUGGAAGAGAGGCUACACGGGAAAGAACAUCGUGGUGACCAUCCUGGAUGACGGCAUUGAGAGAACCCACCCGGAUCUGAUGCAGAAUUAUGAUGCCCUGGCGAGUUGUGACGUGAAUGGGAAUGAUCUGGACCCAAUGCCUCGAUACGAUGCAAGCAACGAGAACAAGCAUGGGACCCGCUGUGCUGGAGAAGUGGCAGCUGCAGCAAACAACUCUCACUGCACGGUCGGAAUUGCUUUCAAUGCCAAGAUCGGAGGGGUUCGGAUGCUGGAUGGAGAUGUCACGGACAUGGUUGAAGCGAAAUCGGUUAGCUUCAAUCCCCAGCACGUGCAUAUCUACAGUGCAAGCUGGGGCCCGGAUGAUGAUGGCAAGACCGUGGACGGACCGGCUCCCCUCACCCGCCAAGCCUUUGAAAACGGCGUUAGAAUGGGGCGAAGAGGCCUCGGCUCUGUUUUUGUCUGGGCUUCAGGAAACGGUGGAAGGAGCAAAGACCACUGUUCCUGUGACGGCUACACCAACAGCAUCUACACCAUCUCCAUCAGCAGCACGGCCGAGAGUGGAAAGAAGCCUUGGUACCUGGAAGAGUGUUCGUCCACACUGGCCACCACAUACAGCAGCGGAGAGUCGUACGACAAGAAAAUAAUUACUACAGAUCUGAGGCAGCGCUGCACGGACAACCACACUGGGACCUCGGCCUCGGCCCCCAUGGCCGCGGGCAUCAUCGCGCUGGCCCUGGAAGCCAAUCCGUUUCUGACCUGGAGAGACGUGCAGCAUGUUAUUGUCAGGACUUCCCGUGCGGGACAUUUGAACGCUAAUGACUGGAAAACCAAUGCUGCUGGUUUUAAGGUGAGCCACCUGUAUGGAUUUGGACUGAUGGAUGCGGAAGCCAUGGUGACGGAAGCCGAGAAGUGGACCACCGUUCCCCAGCAGCACGUGUGUGUGGAGAGCACAGACCGGCAAAUCAAGACCAUUCGCCCCAACAGUGCGGUGCGCUCCAUCUACAAAGCUUCAGGCUGUUCCGAUAACCCCAACCACCACGUCAACUACCUGGAGCACGUCGUUGUGCGCAUAACCAUCACCCAUCCCAGGAGGGGAGACCUGGCCAUCUACCUGACCUCGCCCUCAGGGACCAGGUCCCAGCUUCUGGCCAACAGGCUUUUUGAUCAUUCUAUGGAAGGAUUUAAAAACUGGGAGUUCAUGACCAUUCAUUGCUGGGGAGAGCGAGCCACCGGUGACUGGAUCCUUGAAGUUUAUGAUACCCCCUCCCAGCUGAGGAACUUCAAGACUCCAGGCAAAUUGAAAGAAUGGUCUUUGGUCCUCUAUGGUACCUCCGUGCAGCCAUACUCACCAACCAACGAGUUUCCUAAAGUAGAACGUGUCCGCUACAGCCGAGUCGAAGACCCCACCGAUGACUACGGCACAGACGAUUAUGCAGGUCCCUGUGACCCUGAGUGCAGUGAGGUGGGCUGUGACGGGCCAGGACCAGACCACUGCAAUGACUGCUUAAACUACUAUUACAAGCUGAAGAACAACACGAGGAUCUGUGUCUCCAGCUGCCCCUCUGGCCACUACCAUGCUGACAAGAAGCGAUGCAGAAAGUGCGCCCCCAACUGUGAGUCCUGCUUUGGGAGCCACGGUGACCAAUGCCUGUCCUGUAAAUACGGAUACUUCCUAAAUGAAGAAAUCAACAGCUGUGUUCUCCACUGCCCCGAUGGAUCAUACCCGGACCCCAAGAAAAAUCUUUGCCGGAAAUGCAGUGAAAACUGCAAGACAUGUACUGAAUUCCACAACUGUACAGAAUGCAGAGAUGGGUUAAGCCUGCAGGGGUCCCAGUGCUCCGUCGCCUGCGAGGACGGCCAGUACUUCAAUGGCCACGACUGCCAGCCCUGUCACCGCUUCUGUGCCGCCUGUGCUGGGCCGGGCGCGGACGCGUGUAGCAGCUGCGCCGAAGCCUACUUCAUGGAGGACGGGCGCUGCGUGCAGACCUGUAGCCUCAGCUACUACUUGGACCGCUCGGCAGAGAACGGACACAAAUCCUGCAAGAAAUGUGAUGCUAGCUGCCUGACGUGCAGCGGUCCGGGCUUCAAGAACUGUACGAGCUGCCUCAGCGGGUACCUCUUAGACUUAGGGACGUGUCAGAUGGGAGCCGUCUGCAAGGACGGAGAAUACAUUGAUGAGCAUGGCCACUGCCAAGUCUGUGAAGCCUCAUGUGCCAAGUGCUGGGGGCCAACUCGGGAAGAGUGCACUGACUGCCCCAUCACAAGGACUUUUGACAAUGGCCGCUGUGUUUUCAAAUGUCCCUCAGGGACAUUUGAAUUUCAGAAUGAAUGUCAUCUAUGCCACCACACCUGCCAAGAAUGCCAAGGAAAUGAGCCUUCCAACUGUACUUCCUGUGGAGUAGAUAAGCUUGGCCAGGAGCGCUUCCUGUAUCAGGGGGAGUGUUGGGAGAGCUGCCCAGCAGGCCACUAUCCUGCCGAGGGGCACACCUGCCUGCCCUGCUCAGACAACUGUGAACUUUGUCACCGUGCACACAUCUGCACACGAUGCAUGGAUGGCUACUUCAUAGUGCCCAGCAACCACACCUGCCAGAAGUUGGAGUGUGGACAAGGUGAAGUUCAAGACCCAGACUAUGAAGAAUGUGUGCCUUGUGAAGAAGGAUGUCUGGGAUGCAGCUUGGAUAAUCCAGGAACCUGUACAUCAUGCACUACGGGGUAUUACAUGUUUGAACAGCACUGCUACAAGACCUGUCCUGAGAAGACCUACAGAGAAGAAUCUGAAUGCAAAGCAUGUGAGACCAACUGUGGCAACUGUGACCAGCGUCAGUGCUACUGGUGUGAAGAGGGCUUCUUUCUCCUGGACGGCUCUUGUGUCAGGAGAUGUGGCCCUGGCUUCUACGGCGACCCAGAGCUGGGACAGUGUGAGCGCUGCCACCCGGCCUGUGAGACCUGCACCGGCUUUGGACACCAGCAGUGCAGCAGCUGCAGGGAAGGACAGCAGCUGCGGCAGGGGACGUGUGCGGGGCCGGCCCAGGUCCAGGUGGAAGGGAGACUCGGGAAUGAGCCCGGGCCCACUGAAAGCCCAUCUUCGGCGAGGAGCCUUCCACAGAAGCGACGGCGGAAGUUUCAAAUCAAAAGAGACAUUUUGAGAGGACACCAGCCUUGUCAUCCUUCUUGUAAAACCUGCAAUGAGUCUGCGACGCUGUGCACUUCAUGUCCAAAAGGCACAUAUCUGCUGGCCCAGGCCUGUGUCUCCUCCUGUCCCGAAGGCACGUGGCCCUCGGCAAGGAGUGGAAGCUGCGAGAACUGUACAGAGGACUGUGUCUCCUGCUCUGGAGCCGAUCUCUGCAGAAAGUGCCAGACAUCACCAGACUUUCCUCUCGUCCUCCACAAAGGCAGGUGCUACACCAGGUGCCCUGAGGGCUUCUACACAGCAGACAGCACAUGUAAGCCCUGCAGCACUCCUUGCAGAACCUGUGAAGGAAAUGCCACCAACUGCCACUCUUGCCAAGGAAGCCUCACCCUGCACCAGGGAGCAUGCCGGGAAGCCUGCCCCGAGAGGCACGUGGCCGUGGAGGGGGUGUGCAAGGCUUGCCCUGAGAUGUGUCAGGACUGCAUCCAUGAGAAGACGUGCAAAGAGUGUAUGCCUGAGUCCUUCCUGUACCAGGAUAUGUGUCAUCAGUCCUGUCCCCGCGGCUUCUACGAGGACACACGCGAGUGCAUCCCCUGCCACGAAGACUGUCUGGAGUGUAGUGGCCCCUCGGCGGAUGACUGUGACCUCUGUGCCGAGCCAUCCCUGGUUCUCUAUGAUGGGCGGUGUUUGGACGAGUGUCCAGUGGGAACCUACUAUGAGAAAGAGACUAAGGACUGCCGAGAUUGUCACAAGUCCUGCCAGACCUGCUCAUCCCCCGGGACCUGUGUGACCUGUCAGGAAGGUCUUCUGGUCAACCACCACGGGGACUGUGUGCCUCACAAGGAAUGCGCUCCCUCUGAGUACUGGGACGUAGAGGCUCUGGGAUGCAAGCCCUGCCAUGCCAAGUGCUUCCGCUGCACGGGGCCUGCCGAGGACCAGUGUCACGCCUGCCUGAGGGACCAUCUUCUUCUCAACACGACCUGUGUGCAGGACUGUCCCGAGGGCUACUACGCUGAUGAGGACAGCCACCGAUGUAUCCCCUGCCACAGCUCUUGUAGGACAUGUGAAGGGAGACACAGCACACAGUGCCUCUCCUGCCACCCAGGCUCGUUCCAGCUGGAAAAGGAGUGCCUGCUGCAGUGCAGGGAAGGGUAUUACGCAGAAAUCUCCACGCGGCGGUGUGAGCGGUGCAGCAAGAGCUGCAGGACGUGUGGGGGCCCGCGGCCCACCGACUGCCUGUCUUGCGACACGUUUUUCUUCCUGCUCCGCUCCAAGGGAGAGUGUCUUCGCACCUGCCCUGAGCAUUACUAUGGGGAGCAAAACACACGGACGUGGACGUGUGAGAGAUGCCACCCGACCUGCGACAAAUGCAAAGGAAAAGGAGCACUUAAUUGCUUAUCCUGUGUGUGGAGCUACCAUCUAGCUGGAGGAAUCUGCGCCUCAGACUGUCUGGUGGGAGAAUACAGAGUGGGAGAGGGGGAGAAGUUUAACUGUGAAAAAUGUGAUGGGAGCUGCGUGGAAUGCAAGGGACCUGGCACUAAGAACUGUACGGUGUGCCCUGCCAACCUGGUACUGUUUGUGGAUGACGGCCGUUGCCUACACUGCUGUAAUGGGUCCGAUUCCUCUAAUGCCCAGGACUGCUGUGACUGCCGGAACACCACAGAGGAGUGUAUCUUUCAAGCAAGUGACAUUGGGACUGCCAGUGAACAUACCAAGAUAACCCUGCUCAUCACCUCCUCCAUUAUGCUGGUGCUUCUGCUCGGGGCAGCUGUGAUCGUCUGGAGGAAAUCGCGGGGCCGAGUCCAGCCAGUGGCGAAGGCUGGCUAUGAGAAGCUGGCCAACCCUAGCAAGUCCUAUGUUUCCUAUAAGAGCAGCCAUAGUGAGAACACCAGCUUUGAAGAGGAUCAGGUGAUUGAGUAUAGGGACCGGGACUAUGAUGAGGAUGAUGAUGAUGACAUCGUCUACAUGGGCCAAGAUGGCACUGUUUACCGGAAAUUUAAGUAUGGGCUUCUAGAUGAUGAUGAUGAGGAUGAGUUAGAAUAUGAUGAUGAGAGUUACUCCUACCAGUAGACAAGAGCCCACCACCCUAUGGGGCAAUCCUGCCCCAUUCCACUCACAGGCAUGCAUGUGAAUGUUAUAGUUUGGGGGUUUUAUCCCCAUACAGUGGGCUGAUGUGUGGGUGUUUGUCUUGUCUCUUAACCAUGAGUCCAACUAGAGUAUGUAAGAGUAUGUAAGAAUGCUGAAAUAAUUUGUUCUUCUUUUGAGUGGUUAAAUUCAGUUAACCAUAACUGAGGAAUAAGGAUAAAAUUCAGAGAGAUUUCCCUCAAAAUAAUAAAUCAAAAUACAGGAAGUUUAAAAAAAGUGAGAUUUUUACAUUUCAUGAGAUUAAAAAAAAGUGGACCUUUGUUUCUGUUAGGAAUUCUGUAAAUGAUUUGGGGAGUGGGGGAUGGGGAGAGAAAAGAGUUGUUUGUUUCAGGGAAUCUUCCUCCCCUGUUAGUGUCAUCUUUAGGCAAAGGUUGGUUCUUUUUGGGUCAUCUAAAGAGGGUCCUCCUCCUUCUGCUACUUAUCACUCCCCUCCAGACUGCCCCUGAGGAGAAGAUGAUACUACCUGGGCUAAGGGGGUUCCCAACCUACUUAGAGAUGAGGAAAGAAAAGGGAGUCAGCAUCAGAGCCAAGGAGCCCUGUGCUCAAUGGGCUCUGGUUCUUCUGCAGGAAUCCACAGCCAGUCUGUUCUAGGGACAAGCAAGUUCGGGCAGAACAUAGGUAGCAGCAAGCCAGCAGGACAGAAAUCAUUACAUUUCCAAGAAUUGCAGCAUUACACACUCAUAGUUUUCUAAGAGCUUCUGCGGUGGGAAACACCCAUUGAGACAUCAAGUAAUAGAGAAAAAUGGUAGAGUUAACCUAACAUAAAUGGGGGUAAAAUGACAAGAACUGCAUCCACUCUGGAAAAACAAACAAACAACUUUGUAGCUUUCAUUGGCAGCCUGUCAUGGACCUGAGAACUCACGGUAGAAAAAGUUGGAAAGGAUUCUAACAUGGAAAAUCCCAACGCCCUGCUGGCGAGUGUUAUCCCAACCUUCUAGCACUCUCUACCUCUAGGAUCCAUUUCUAGACAUCCUAGGCUCUCCUUGGUCCACGCUCUUGUCAAGUACAGGUUCAGGUUUGUGCACUGGGCCAUUGUCUACCAACAGUAACACAAAGAGAGGGGCUCUUACCAUGUGAAAUUACAUAAACCAGGUUUUACAGAUUUUCUUGUCCAAACAGAAGUUACAGGCAGUGCUGGCAGGGGACCACAAAAAAAAAAGAAUGACAUUUUCAGACGACAAUGCUGCUCAUAAAAACAUUUAUCGCACACCUCCUAGGUAUCGAGAUAAUUCCUUUAAGAAAAAAGUCACUUCACUUAGUAUCAGGACUUCAUGGGGUUGGUACUGUUACUACCCUGUUUUUAUAGGAAACCUAAGACUUUUGAGAGGUUAAGUUAAGAGCCCAAGGUCACAGAAGGCUAAUCAGGAUUCCAGCAAAAAGAAUGACCCUGAUGGGCAUAUACUUAAUAGCUAUGCUCUACUGGCACAAAAUAAGAAGCAACCUAAAUAUAGUAUAAAAGGGUGGUUAUUAUUUUAUUUCAUGAUAUGGCAACUAUAAUAUCUUUACUAAAUUCAUGCAUUUUUCUUUUCUUUUAACAUAAUGUAUCACUGACACAGGAAAUCUCAGUGAAGAAGCCUUCAGAGUACUGAAGGCCUCCAUGUUUCUUAGGGGAGUGCUCGUAAAACAAAGGUUGGCAAACUUUUCUCUGGAAAGGGCCAGAUAGUAAAUACUUAAGGCUUUGCACAACGAUCAACUCAGCCAUACGGCACUAAUGCAGCCAAUCCAGAACAAACAAGUGGGCCACAUUCCAAUUAAACUUUAUUUAUGGGUGCUGAAAUUUGGAUUUAAGGCAAUUUCCACAAAUCAUGAAAUACUGUUCUUCUUUGAUUUUUUUUUUUUCUUCCAGAACUUAUAAAGGUAUAACCAUUCUUAGCUUGGGGAAGUUCAAAAUCAGGUAAUGGGCCAGACUGGCCAACAGCCUACAGACUGCUGACCUCAUCUUUAAACAAAAAAUCCUUAAAAAAAAAAAUCCUUAAAAAUCCAUGUGUAUUUAUACACACAUGUUUCCAACAGUUUGAUCAUUUAAAAUCAUCCCUUCCAAAUCUAUCAUCUGAAGUUCUGAUAGUGCCCUUUUUGAUUCUUAGAAAAUAAAAAUGGAUGUAGGAUAGCCAUCAUAUCAAUAGGAGACUUCUUUAUCCCUUCCCGGGUAAUUACAGAAUGUAGACUAAGCAAGAGUAAUUUUAUUCAUUCUGUGUUGGUUUUCUUCCCUGGUAAUUCUGAAGCCCUGAUAGACUGAGUUGUACAUUUCUUUGUAUAGCCUGGAAACGGUUUUCCAAGAAAAAUCUGUGUUUAUGAUACACAGUUAAAGAUUAAGUUAGGUUGAAAUGACCUUGAAUACCAAGAAAAACCUGUGUUGUUACUUUGUGUGAGCCCCAAAAAAAGGCCUGUGCUGUGUGUUGGUACAGUUUAACAUCUUUCCUUCCUUGUUCUUGGUCAUGCCACCUUAUCCUGGGGCUUCUUUUGAACACUGUGCUAACAGCUAUCUAAAAGAUAAAUAUCUGGUUGGAAAACAA
Messenger RNA from Mustela lutreola (European mink), 8743 nucleotides. It is a transcript of the gene PCSK5, whose product is annotated as proprotein convertase subtilisin/kexin type 5. The record is from RefSeq and is a predicted model, not a curated record. NCBI's taxonomy places the organism in Eukaryota, Metazoa, Chordata, Mammalia, Carnivora, Mustelidae. Gene Ontology annotation, cellular component: Golgi membrane; trans-Golgi network. Bases 492 to 6155 code for a protein of 1887 amino acids. The transcript is spliced from 38 exons. Gene Ontology annotation, biological process: peptide hormone processing. Gene Ontology annotation, molecular function: serine-type endopeptidase activity.